AAAGUCUUGCACUCUAACACAGUGCUCAGCAGUGAGAAGUAUCUUGGACAAUGGCUUCAUACAUGUUACCGGAGGGAUUUAGUGAUUUUGACAUGUUCGCCUUCGGCUCUGUGCUGCUGGUCGGCGGUCUUCUUGGUUUCUUUCUUAACUUAAUCUCGAUCAUGGCGUUCCUCAGAAUCCGGGAGAUGCAGACGCCCAAUAACUUCUUCAUCUUUAACCUUGCUGUGGCCGAUCUGAGCCUCAACAUUAAUGGUUUAGUGGCUGCUUACGCCAGUUACCUGAGAUACUGGCCGUUUGGGUCGGAGGGCUGCCAGAUUCACGCUUUUCAGGGAAUGGUGUCGAUCCUCGCCGCCGUCUGUUUUCUGGCUGCUAUUGCUUGGGACAGAUAUCAUCUGUACUGUACUAAGCAGAAGAUGUUCUGGAGCACAUCUAUGACCAUCAGCACCAUCAUCUGGAUCCUGGCCGUGUUCUGGGCGGUCCUGCCGCUGCCGGCCAUUGGCUGGGGCGUCUUUGACUUUGAGCCGAUGAAAACAUGCUGUACGCUCGACUACACACAAGGAGACCGGAGUUACAUCACCUACAUGGUGUCCAUCACUUUACUGUAUUUAGCAUUCCCGGUUAUGGUUUUGCAGUCGUCCUACAAUUCCAUCUAUGCUUAUUUCAAAAAGACACACCACUUUAAGUUUAACACAGGUUUACCUCUGAAAGCGCUGCUGUUCUGCUGGGGUCCGUAUGUUCUGAUGUGCACAUACGCCUGCUUCGAGAACGUUAACCUCAUUUCACCAAAGCUCAGAAUGGUCCUUUCAGUGCUUGCCAAGACAUCGCCAAUCUUCCACGCCGUCCUGUACGCGUUCGGGAACGAGUUCUACCGUGGAGGAAUCUGGCAGUUCCUCACCGGGCAGAAAUCUGCAGACAAAACGAAAUAGUGAAUGAGCUUUAGCCAUGUAAUGUUGUAUUCAGACGAGUCUGCAAGAGUUUACAUGUGAUAUGACUGUAAUUCACUGUAUGAUUAUGUCAAAUCAGUGCCUAACACAUUUGGAGAUAUUUGUCCAGAAUUUCACAAAGUGAUUAUAGAAGACUGACAUAUGAAGCCUUAUUUCAGUUCCCUGCAGUGUGAGAGAUCACUUACACAGUUAGUUUAGGACACAAUCAUUUAACCAUUUCAUUGUUCUUGUCUUACUGUUGCUGCUGAUCAGUGCAUGAGAAUCUACUAUUCAUGUGUAAAUCUGUAAGUAACCAAAACUUGAAACCAGUGAACGAACUGCUAAAAACAAAAGGGCUUUUCAUUGUUUAUCCACAGAAUAAACCGUGAGGCACAA
This is a messenger RNA of Carassius carassius (crucian carp), 1319 nucleotides long. Its product is annotated as RPE-retinal G protein-coupled receptor-like. NCBI's taxonomy places the organism in Eukaryota, Metazoa, Chordata, Actinopteri, Cypriniformes, Cyprinidae. Bases 51 to 926 code for a protein of 291 amino acids. The record is from RefSeq and is a predicted model, not a curated record. Gene Ontology annotation, biological process: visual perception; G protein-coupled receptor signaling pathway; phototransduction. Gene Ontology annotation, cellular component: membrane. The transcript is spliced from 7 exons. Gene Ontology annotation, molecular function: G protein-coupled receptor activity.